Messenger RNA from Cercospora beticola, 2650 nucleotides. It is a transcript of the gene PTA1, whose product is annotated as RNA-processing protein PTA1. Gene Ontology annotation, molecular function: protein binding. The record is from RefSeq and is a predicted model, not a curated record. Gene Ontology annotation, cellular component: mRNA cleavage and polyadenylation specificity factor complex. Lineage: Eukaryota; Fungi; Ascomycota; Dothideomycetes; Mycosphaerellales; Mycosphaerellaceae.
CUUCAGAACGACAACAGAGCCUACCGGACAACAUCAUCGACCACGCACUCCACUCGACGCCUCAACCCAACAGGACGCGCCGACUGCACAUUCAUCUCUGGCUUGAGCAGCAAUGCGCUGCACGCGGCAGCUUUGCGACACGCGCUGGUCACUGUAGUUACAUAGCUGCUUCGCUGCUUUCUUCGCCGUCGUGAUCUACCUCACCCAGCCGUCACUGCGCUGAGUUGUGGAUACCUGCGGUCGCGAUGGCAUCGCCACCAGCGGCGUCGUCGCAGAUGCUGCAACAGCUCAAUUCUGCGCGCGAGAUCAGCCUCAAAGAUCACACGCUAUACCCCAAAGUGAUACCAGGGAUCAUUCCGAUCAUCUCGCAGAGCUCAACGCCCCUCGAGUUGCGGAGAUGGGGCGCAGACUUUCUGGCGGAGACGUUCGCGUCCCAGGCGGUAACACCGGACGAGAAACAGCAAAUGUCCUUGGGCGUGCUUGACACGCUGAAGGGCUAUCUGAACAGGAGAGAGUUAAUGGGCGAAGAUGAGGACAAGAGUGUUGUGAAGAGUGCUGUGCAAUGCGCCGCGAGCAUAUACCCGCACGUUUUCAGACACACGGUCAGCAAUACGGCCGACAGCGACACAUGGGGCAAGGUAGCCGCGAUUAAAAGCAGCAUACUGCGCAGAAUGGACACUGCGCCACCCGGAGUGCGCAUAUGUUGUAUCAAGUUUGUCGCUGCUGUGGUGCAGACCCAGACACCGGGCAUGAUAGCAGAUCCACGGCGGCCAGAAAACAAUGAGAUCAGUCUAGCAUUGGUCCCAAGAGAUCAUCCUGUGAUUCCGCCUGCCAACCUGGAAGCAGAAGCAUCGGGACUUCUGGAUAGACUUCUUGGUGUGCUCCAGGACAACUCAAGUGAUCCACUUAUCAUUACUGCCACGCUCAAUGCGCUCUCCAAUUUGGUGCAUCGACGUGCGAGCAUAUCAAGCAAGAUUCUCUCUGCGAUCCUCGCUUUCAUCCCGCCGACUCCACCAAGCGGGAGCAUCAAAGAUAAGCUCUCGUUCAAGAGCAUGACGCGAACAGCUAUGUCUUUUGUCCUCAAUUGCAUCAAGAGGAACCCAAAUGGCCCGUUCGGCCCCCGAUUACAGCAACACCAUGAACGGUUGAAACACAAUCUCAAUGCGGUGCUCUCAGAAAACCCACAACUCAAGCGAGCAGCGCCGGACGAGCCGAUAGAUGGCCUGGACGACGCUAAACGCCAAAGGCUCAACAAGGACGCCACGAAUGGAACCUCAAUAUUGCAACAACAGACACCUUCUUAUGCGGCCUUACCAGCCGGUCCCAUAUCACUAGCACAGCUGUGGACACUGACCACCAACCAGAAUGCUGCGUCGUUUCAUGUCGAAAGAGUGCCACGUGACAGCGUGAUACAACUUGUUCAGGCGCUGAUACCUUCUAUACCGGAUGAUAAGCUGUCAAUGGCCGUGAACAUCAUGCGAUCGCGUUUGCUGAGCCUGAACAAGGCUAGCGACAACGCCAAGGGACCACCAGCCGGAGCGAUUGGGGCCAGCGAUGAGCGUCCGAAAAACGAAUAUCCUUCUGGUGAAAGUGAGCAAGUGGCCAACAGACUCGAUAACGCUCCUCCGGAAGGGCCUGAUGGUGACGUGGCGAUUGGUCCCUUCAGUCUACCUGCACCUCCACCCCUAUCGAGCCAGGAGAGGGAGGAGUACUCUUCCAUGGCCGUGCAACGAGUUUUCGCAACACUAUCAGACUUGGAUAGAGAAGCUAGAACCAAGGGCAAGCCGGUCCUGUCACAAUAUGGCCUUAAUCGCCUUGCAACGACAGCAGCCAUCGGGCAUGAUCGAGAUGGAUGGAUAGUGAUGGCUACAAGGCUGGCCACUCGAGCCUCCUUCGACCUCGAGGGGGAUCAAGCUAUCGUCAAGACAGAGGACUACGAUGGCACGCUGAUCAAGAAAGGCCACAAAACUACACUAAAUUAUGCUUUGCGAGCGGCUUUGCUCACGUACGUGAUGGAGAAUUUUCGAGCCCGCAUUGAUGCAGCCAUCAUCUGGUUGAAUGAAGAGUGGUAUUCCGAGAAGCUUUUGCAGAAGCAAAGACAGGACGACGGCGAGGACGUGGAAGAUGACGACUUGCCGAAUUACUGGCAUUGGACGCUGCGUUUACUGGACAUGAUGAUGCCGUACUUCGACGUCAAAGACGGACGCGUGCUUAUUAGGCUGCUCUCCGAAGUGCCCGCCGUGAACCGAGCCAUCUUUGAUCGAGUCAAGAAGAUCGCCGAAGAUCCAGAGCGGAUCUUGAUAAGCACGAAUGCGCUGCUAUAUCUAAUCAUGUUUCGGCCGCCAGUGCGGCAGAUGGCCAUUGAUUGUGCCGAGGAAAUGUACAGGGAGAAUAGCGACGCGAGAUCAGCGGCGAAGAAACUUCUUGCAAAAUGGAGGCCAGGCGUGGUGGAACAGGCAGGCGCUGCUGAAGCGUGAGGAGGAAGGAAUCUAUGAGGCAGCAUCCGGAUGAUCAUGAUUGCGAGAACAGCAUGCUCGCAGCUUUGUGUAUCAGCGAUUAUUUAGAGAGUGCUGCGUGUGGACAAGCUCUACUAGUAGUGACUAGUGAACCAAUGUUGCAGCCACACGCUAUUGAUCACCGCGUGCAGAGC